This is a messenger RNA of Didymodactylos carnosus, 3245 nucleotides long. The record is from the annotation of a GenBank genome assembly. NCBI's taxonomy places the organism in Eukaryota, Metazoa, Rotifera, Eurotatoria, Philodinida, Philodinidae.
AUCUCCGUCAAAAAGGGGCAUGGGCCCAAACCAACUUGGGGUUUUUCACUACUGACUAUUCCCUACAUGAUGAAAAUAGUCUGAGUCGAAAAGCUUUUAAUCACCUCGAGAGGUUCCCUCGUUAGAUGCUAGUUACGCUGCUAGGAACACCUACCUUUCCGUAUCAGAUAUAAUAAAAUUUCGUCUUUACAAGUUGACCCUUACGUCUCACUUAAGUCGAAUGAGCAGUCAUUAAUAGAAAAAUGCAUUGUAGAAGUACGUUUCAUGGGUGGUAGUCUCCAUACUACCAAUAGCGAUUUCACAAAAAUAAACAAACAUCCAUUUUCGUUCAAUGACGAAUUUUUUUAUUCAUCUUUUGCCGAUUUUUCUGUUUAUACGAUUUUUAAAUUUAGAAAAAUGUCGCAUUUCUGUUUUCCGUUUCUGAAAUUUAUCUCUUAUCUGAAACGUUUACAAAUCUUAUUGGAAAGUUUGGAUAUAAAGACUCUUAUAUCAUCUUAUAAUUAAAUUUUUGAUUCUCUGCGUCCUCUUUUUCAACCUAUACUGCUCACUUUUACGCCCUUUCUCAUUGUUAACGGAUUUACGCAAGAAACUCUCUUUAAAAUAGCAGAUAGCAACUUUUUUCUUAAGACUUACUUUUAUCAAUAAGUGACAGCUCACUUUUUUUAUGCCUUAUAGUUGUGACACCUAACUUCUCUUUCCAAAUAAAAUAAUUAAUACUUUUAUUUAUAAUAAGGAAAAGUAAGAGAUUUAUUUAUAAUCAAAAAAUUUUUCUGCAAACAUUUCAAAAAUAUCGUACUGAUAGUCCAAUAAAUCAGAAUUUUUUACACCUAAAGCAGUGGAUAUGAUUGUAUACCAUGUCAUCUAAACUAUUAAGUUUGAUGUGUGAUUAUUUUACGUCUUUUUACAGUUUGUAUUUAAUAAAAUAACAUUUUUAAUUGCUUGCUUUUUGCUUUUCAUUUUUGUCCUUCUCUACUGAUUAUGUGUGGUUUAAUUCUGCUUUCGACUCGUAAACGAAAGAAAGAAAAAAGUAAGAGGUAAAAACGACUCUUUUCUGUCAAUGUGUUUGAAUUUUCAUUCAAGCAUGAAUAAAUGAAUCAAUGAAACUAGGCUUAUAAUAAUAUCGGUGUUGAUGAUAACUGUUUAAAAUAAAAUGCUAAAAUUAUUAUCCUACCUAUAUUCGGUGUUGAUUUAUGUUCGAUGAGACAAAAUUUUUGUUUACGAAUACAUGGUGACUAAGACAAAUAAGAACCACAUUUAACGAUGACGCAUUUUGUUAACGUGUCAAACUAUAAUAAAUUUUAAAUUUAUUUCUUAAUAGAUUAUGAAAAUAAAAGAAAAAAUAUGUUAGUAUUAUACGAUCUGAGAUGUUUAUCUUUUUCAGAUAUUUAAAUUCGUUUAAUUAGAAAAUGGAUAUAUUUCCAUCAUAAAUAUAAAAAAAUCUUUUAGUGAUUUCAAGAAAAUAUUCUCAGUGAUUAUUUGUUUCUUUUUAUCUUUCAAAAUUGUAAGAUUAUAAAUUUUUUACUUGUAUAUUCUAAUAUUUUUACUUUUAUUUUCAGAUGAUUAAUCGUUAUAGCUUGCCAGGAUCAUUUUAUAUUUUUUGUACAAUAUUUUAUUCUUUACAUGUACCAACAACAUGUUUUUAUAUUCCGGGUGUGGCACCGAUUGAUUUUGAACAACAUGAUCCAGUAGAAGUUAAAGCGGUUAAAAUGACCAGUACAAAAACACAAUUGCCAUACGAUUAUUAUGAUUUACCCGUACAUUGUAAACCAAAAAAUGGAACAAAAUAUAAAUCAGAAAAUCUCGGUACGAAUAAAAGUGAAAUUCUCCGGGGUGAUCGUAUUGUAAAUACAAAUUUUAAAAUUGCAAUGGAUAGUGAUUCAAAAUGUCAAGUUCUUUGUAAACAAGUACAAUUAAAUAAACAACAAAGUACAACAAUAGCUAAACGAAUUAAAAAUAAUUAUUAUGUUCAUCUAUUAGUCGAUAAUUUACCAUGUGCAACAAAAUUUCAAAAUGUUGAAACACGAGAUGUGCUGUAUGAACAUGGUUAUCGUGUUGGUGUUUAUCUCAAAGAUACAAAGCAAGUAUAUCUAAAUAAUCAUUUAAUAUUAAAACUUUAUUAUCAUCGAGAAGACGAUAAACAUUAUCGUGUUGUGGGUUUUGAAGUUGAACCAAAGAGUGUUGAUUAUAAAAGAAUAACUAUUGACGAUGAAACCUGUACAAUUAAAGAUGGUGAUAAUGUGCAAAGAAUAGAACCUGAUAGUAAUGACAAUAAAAUUAUUAUGACAUAUGAAGUUCAAUGGCAACCAAGUGAAACAAGAUGGGCAUCAAGAUGGGAUACCUAUUUAGCCAUGACUGAUGUUCAAAUUCAUUGGUUUUCAAUAAUUAAUUCUGUUAUUGUUGUCUUUUUUCUAGCUGGCAUAUUAUCAAUGAUUAUCGUUAAAACAUUACGACGAGAUAUCGCACGAUAUAAUAAAGAAGAAGAUGAAGAUGGAAUUGAAGAAACCGGUUGGAAAUUGGUGCAUGGUGAUGUUUUUCGUCCUCCAAAACGAAAGAAUGUUUUAGUAGCUUUACUAGGCUCUGGUGUUCAAUUAUUUCUUAUGUCAUUUAUUAUCAUUGUGUUUGCUGCAUUAGGAAUGUUAUCUCCAUCGUCACGUGGGGCAUUAAUAACAGCUGCUUGUUUUCUUUACGUUUUCAUGGGGUAUUCUGGAUUUUAUUCUGGUCGUAUGUAUAAAACUGUAAAAGGUUCAGAUUGGAAACGAACAGCUGCUUUAACUGCCACACUUUAUCCAUCAAUUGUUUGUGGUUUGUGUUUGUUAAUUAACUUUUUUAUCUGGGGUAAACGAUCAUCUGGUGCCGUACCAUUUCCAACAAUGCUGGCAAUUUUAACCAUGUGGCUAGGAAUAUCUUUUCCACUUGUUUGUCUUGGAUUUUAUUUUGGCUAUAGAAAACAACCUUAUGAACAUCCGGUAAGAACCAAUCAAAUUCCUCGUCAAGUUCCUGAACAAAUGUGGUAUAUGCAUUCUGUUCUUAGUACACUCAUGGCGGGUGUUUUACCAUUUGGGGCCAUGUUUAUUGAGCUAUUUUUCAUCUUUUCGCUUGAUAUAACGGAACCAAUUCCUUCAAUGUUAUAUUUUGGUUAUACAAUUUUAAUUUGUUUAACAUUUUGGAUAUUGACUGGUACAAUUGGAUUUUAUGCAUCGUACAUAUUUGUUAGAAAAAUUUAUGGAGCAGUUAAAAUUGAUUGA